GUGAGCGAUAACGCCUGUGCGCUCCCGUUACGUUGCAGUCUGAGGUGCAGCCUGACUCGAGGCGAGAGUAACGGAGCCAGAACCGUUGUCCAUCUGGGUCUGGAUCCGGGUGAUGAGAGCCACGGAGAGCAUUAUUUUGACGGCGUCGUCUUUUUUUUUUUUUUUUUUUUUCACCGCAUCAUCAAAACCGCACUCGGUCUCUCCUUCCCAGCAGAACUGCGGCUCUCUCCAACUAUGGAUUGCCUAAUUGAAGUUGGGCCACCUGAUCCAGUUUGCGCCAGGGCAUCCCCGUGAUAUUUAGCGAAUGGAGAGAAGUCGUUAUGAGCGAUUGUGAAAGCGGAGGAUUUCCUGCGCAGAGGCAACAAUUUCAUCCUGAGGACACAACAUUUCCAUUGUGCUUUAACGGACAUCGAUGCAACGGAGCUCUUUGCAACUAAGUGAAAUAAUUGGCGCAAUGUUCUAGCAGUUACAGAGAGACUCUUUGGUUAGUGUAGGGAGUUUUGUUUGUGAUAGCUUUUAUUUCUCUCUUGUGCGUGCAGGCUGACUGCGCACCACUGUUUUAGCUGCUCCGCGGUCGGGAUCUGGAACUCUGAUUAACUGUGAAGCUUUUGAACUUUUCUCUGCAACUAUUUUAUUUGAAAUCUGCACCUAUGGCUUUGCCGGACAGUAGCAUAUCUGGAGAGGAGAUCCCUUUCCCAGAAAUAAUAGAGCUCAAUGUUGGCGGCCAGGUGUACAUAACGCGCUACUCUACCCUCACCAGUGUGCCAGACUCUCUGCUGUGGGAGAUGUUCAGUCAGAAGUCAACCAAAGGGCUGGCCAGGGACACCAAGGGGCGUUUCUUUGUGGACCGCGAUGGUUUUCUGUUCCGCUACAUCUUGGACUACAUGCGGGACCAGCAACUGGUUCUCCCGGACCACUUCCCGGAGCGCGGGCGUCUGCAGAGGGAGGCUGAGUUUUUCAACCUGCCGGAGCUCGUCAAGCUGCUGGCACCCAAAAUCAGCAAGCAGAACUCGUUGGGGGACGAGGGGUGUCCGAGCGACCCGGAGGACUCCUCACCCGGCAUCGACUCAGCGCGCAGCCUGGGCUCCCUGGGGGCCGCGGCUGCCACCUGCGCCAGCCUGGUGCCCGGUGCCAUGGACGGGAAGCGCUCAGGGUUCAUCACCAUCGGCUACCGGGGGUCGUACACUCUUGGCCGCGACAGCCACACCGAUGCCAAGUUCCGCCGGGUGGCACGGAUCAUGGUGUGUGGGAAGACCUCCCUGGCCAAGGAGGUGUUCGGAGAGACCCUAAACGAGAGCCGUGACCCGGACCGCCCCCCAGAGCGCUACACAUCCCGCUACUAUCUGAAGUUCACCUUUUUGGAGCAGGCCUUUGACAAGUUGGCAGAUGCAGGCUUUCACAUGGUGGCCUGCAACUCCACAGGAACCUGCGCCUUUGCCCAUGAACAGACGGACGACAAGAUCUGGACCAGCUACACUGAAUAUGUGUUCUACCGUGAGUGAGAUUAUCGGCUUUAUUCCCCUGGCCCCCUUCACCCUGUCUCCAAGAGAUCACCCCCUCUCCAGCCAUCCUGUCUAUCUCUCUGAUGACUUUGUUCCAGUAGAUGUACUGUAGAUGUUGUGUCCCCCUCUCUACCCCCAGCCCAAUUUUUCUUUGCAGCCUCCAGCUUUUAUCCUUUGAACACUACCCAGCUGCUGCUCCGACUCUUCAUACCCCCACCCCGCCUCUGCAAGUCCAGUUUGAAGCUUUCCCUUUCAACCCCAAAUCCAACCCGGUCAUCCUCAAGUCCAGCCUUGCCCCUCUCUCCUGUCGCCCGCCCGUCUAGUUGUAGUUCCCCAAAAACUCAGCCACAGCAAUCCAUCACCCCUCUCUACUGAGACUGAUACCUUCUAUGUAUUAUUCUCCUUUGUAUCCCACAUAUAAAUAUAUACUAAAUUUGCCCUGGUGAAGCACAAUACUGUAUUUUCCUAAAAACAUAGCCAGAGUGUUUCUGCGUGGCUGUUAAACUCAGUCAUAAAGGUAUAAAGAAAAGGGCUGAAAGAGUUGUAGUAAGGUACUAAGCUACUCUUCCCCUGCUUACUCAAGCAGAUCGGACUCUCUCCAGCUCCUCUAAACUAAAUUGCCAAAUAAUUGGACAUCUUAUCAGCCUUGAGGGACACGAGCAGCCCCAACACAAGAUAGAAGUGUAAUCUAAUUUCCUUCAUUUUUUUUUUUUUUUUUUUUUUUUACUUUAUUCUAUUAAAUGUGUCCAGUACCAUGUGGUUUGAGAAUGUGCCAUAGUUAACCUGUGCGGUUGUUGUUUUAAAAUGGAUGAGGUUGAGCUACACCAUUGCGGACUGGGGGAUGGGGGGGGGAGAGAAAUGCAGCAAACCUGUUUUGAAAAAUAGAAAGCUGACUGUGUGUGGAGUUUAUAUUUCAGAAAGAAGCCGGUGAUGUGGCAGAUAUACAAGCACAAAACCUGCAUGGUGAAGUUUAAGCAUCAAAAGAUUUUCUAGUGAGAGAAAAAAAAAAGUUUUACUGAUUUAUUGAUAGAGUGGAAAGAAAUGUAUGUUUUUUUUUGUUUGUUGUUUGCUUUACUUUUAUGUUAAAACAUUAAAAAGUUUUUUUUUCAUACUACAGGUCUUGUGAAAGGCCUGCUUCUUGUUGUAGUCACCAUAGCUGGCCAUGUUUUGAGGGAAAAAAAAAAAAAAAAACGUUAACAUUAUUCUCAAUAACUGAGUCAGUAUUUGAAGGUUCUGUGUAUUUGUUGAUAGUGCUCACUAAGUGAAUACCCAGCAGAGAGGGUAGGAUUAGCCUGUCUGCAGGCAAAGCCAAUUGUCUUCUCACGACUGAAGCAAAGGUUGCUGUAAAUACAGCUGCUGUAAACGGGAACAUAGUUCCUGAAUUUUCACUGGGGUUCUUUUAAAAUGCCUUAAACAUAUCUCUCAAAGCAGAUUUGUACUGUCUUCAAACAACACAACCUCAGAAAAUGUAUUUGCUGUUUAUUCAAACUCUAUUUUAUGAACCUUUAAACAUCGGUUGGUUUUUUACAAAGAAGUCGACGGAUAUUUACGCUGGAAAACGAAGUUGGAAGUUGUGGACCAUCAAUGGUCUUCCUGUUUGAAACAUACACGGAACAUUUAAAGUGUUUUGGAUCAAAAUAAAAGUGAAAAACAUGACUUUAUGUGAAAACUAUUUCCUACACUGUCUUACUCUUAGAUUAGACAGUUAGUCUGACUUGAAGCACUUUGCAUGUUCCAUUCUCAGUAUGUAGAAGAAAAUUGACACUUUAUCAACCUCAAUUUCUGGUGUAAUUAGCUUUCUGCUUCUUUAUAAACAACCACUUACAGCAAAGGUGAUGCUGGUUUAAAGGUUCAAAGUCUUCACACAUAAACCGUGAAGACAUUUUAAAGACAAGUUAUUUUAAGGAGGAAGAAGUCCAUUUUGGACUUGGCCCCUUUCAGAUUAGCCUUCUACUUUUAGCCUUCUGGCCCAGUACCUCUGGAGUUAUGAUAAAUGAAGACACCAAGAAAGCUAUCUACUUCACAUAAAGGUAAGAUAUUAACUGCUCAUAAGCAUUGAACAAAACCCCACUUUAGAAAUCCUGAAAUAUCACUUUAAAGCUUGCUACUAGAGAGUUGGAUCUGGCAUCGGGACAGGUCUACUCUAUCAUGUACCUCAGACUAAAACACAUUUAAAGCCAAUAAAGCUUCCAGGUGAUUAUGUGAAAUGCUGGAAGCAUUGUAGAUGGUUUGAUCAAACGUCAAGCAGUAUUCAGUCUAAGCAAGGUUGUAGUUUAAUGUCUUGGUGACUAAGUGUUUCAUGAAAGAUUUUAACAUCUCAACGUCGUGUUUCGGUGUGAUGCAGUGUUUUGGACACCCUAAAUCUGUUGAACCUGUUGCAGUGUGUAGGUUACAUUGGGGGUUAGCUGAGGGCAAACUGAUAUACUAAAUAAAAUCCUACUCUCUUCUG
Messenger RNA from Poecilia latipinna (sailfin molly), 3951 nucleotides. RefSeq names its product potassium channel tetramerisation domain containing 12b (gene kctd12b). The transcript has a single exon. Gene Ontology annotation, cellular component: signaling receptor complex. Lineage: Eukaryota; Metazoa; Chordata; Actinopteri; Cyprinodontiformes; Poeciliidae. Gene Ontology annotation, biological process: regulation of G protein-coupled receptor signaling pathway; protein homooligomerization. The record is from RefSeq and is a predicted model, not a curated record. Gene Ontology annotation, molecular function: protein binding. The coding region runs from base 651 to 1502 and encodes 283 amino acids.